Brassica oleracea var. oleracea is the source of this 1422-nucleotide messenger RNA. RefSeq lists its product as uncharacterized. The transcript is spliced from 4 exons. NCBI's taxonomy places the organism in Eukaryota, Viridiplantae, Streptophyta, Magnoliopsida, Brassicales, Brassicaceae. The record is from RefSeq and is a predicted model, not a curated record. The coding region runs from base 1 to 1422 and encodes 473 amino acids.
AUGUCCUUGUCGUUCAAUUUUCCUCGUCCGACUACCGAGGCUGAUGAUCUCGAGAACCUUUACAAGGCGUACGGGGUCGAUCGUACCGUCGUUCUUGAUUUGGCCGGUACGAAUGAGACUCCCGAAACCGUGAGAGAAGGCUACUACGGAGCCUAUCUUUCCUUCUUUCAUUCCUGCGGUCUUACCUUCCUGAUCCCGGAGCCAAUACUGGAGGUCCUGGCGGGGCUUGGGUUAUCGCUUACCCAGCUUCUCCCAAAUUUUCUUAGGCAUCUUGUCGCCUUCUUGGUUAAGGCUAGGGAGGAGGGUCUUGCUUUUGGUGUUAGUGAGUUUCGUCAGCUCGUUCUGGUGAAGCAGAAUAAGCAGAACCCUGGUACUUUUCUCGUGUCUCCGCACCCAGGUCGCCACAUCAUCGAGGACAUCCCUUAUCGCGACGAGAAGUGGCGCGAGCAAUUUUUCGUUUUGAAGAUGGAUCGAGCAUCUAUGUGUGACUUUGAUUUCUCCCAGCUUCCCCGGCGUUGGGCUGAGAAUAUCGUUCCUUCUGGAAGUUCUUCAAUGUCGGAUGAGAUCCGCGAUCUGAUGAACUGGUUUGCAUCGAGGGGACGAGCUUCCGAAAAAUCUCCCUUGAUCUCGAUUCAUGAUUCCGACGACAAAGAUGUUUCAGGAGAGACUCGACCUCCUGUCUCGUUGAGCCCUGGCUCAGAAGACGAGAACGUGGCGGCGAGUCGUAAGCGAUGUCGGUCAUCGGAAGGUGACUUGCCCGGUCUGUCUCGUCCUAGGUUUGUUUAUGAGGGAGAUGGCUCUUCGUUUGCGGCCCAAAGCGACUUAAUUUCCCUUGCUGGUCACAUGAGGUCUGCGGGUUACCGUCUCCCAUCUCUCGCUUCCUCUUACGUCGUGACGAUAAAGGAUCAUGUCGUGGCUUCUCGGAACGACAAGGAAAUCGAGAGUAUUGGUUCUGAGAUCAAGAGGCUUUCGGAGGAGCUCGAAGCCACCAAGCGAGAAGGGAAGAAGGAUGACGAGAAGAUCGAAGUCUUGACUGAAGACCGGAGGAGAGUUCAUCUGGAGAACGAGACUCUCACGUCCCAGAUGGUUGCUCAAAGGGCAAGAAUUGCGGCGCCUGAGGUCGAGAGAGAUUGGGACAUUCGCCGCGCUUCUCGUAUUGCUCGUCGCGAUAUUGCGGCAAAGUAUCGGGAAGUUCUCGAAUCUUUGAAGGGUAGUUGGGCGAGCAAGAAGAAGGAAGUGUAUGCUGAGAUCCGGCUACAAGAAGUGACCGCCAACAUCGACCUCCUGAACGAGCUUAAGGAUGGGGGCUUGACUAUGGAUGCGGAGCUUGCAAGAUUAAAGGGAAUGAAAGGAGAUUACGAGGAUCUUGUCGCCCUAGCCGCCGUGCCGGAUUGGUUGAUCUCCGAGCUCGAUCUUCCUUAA